Messenger RNA from Colletotrichum truncatum, 1554 nucleotides. Its product is annotated as gamma-butyrobetaine dioxygenase (TfdA family Taurine catabolism dioxygenase). Gene Ontology annotation, biological process: carnitine biosynthetic process. The record is from RefSeq and is a predicted model, not a curated record. Gene Ontology annotation, molecular function: oxidoreductase activity. Lineage: Eukaryota; Fungi; Ascomycota; Sordariomycetes; Glomerellales; Glomerellaceae. Gene Ontology annotation, cellular component: mitochondrion.
AUGGCGAUGAGGGCAUCUAUCCGGUCCGCCUCGCGCGCGGCGCGGACUCUGGAAGAGACGAGAUCGAGACCUUGUCUAUCCUCUCGCCUCCCUGGCCGACCAUAUGCCUACGUUCCUCUCGCAGGCGUUCACUCUACUUCCCGCAAGACCCAGGAAGCUGCCGCCCUUCGCCAGGAUGCAGACGUCUUUGUCCCCAUUCCCGAGGCCAAGACCUCCACUCGCCAAAGCCCUUAUGCCUCGCCCGCAGAAUUCAAGGAAUCCCUUCGAUCAUAUCUCGAUUCGGCCCAACUUCUCCAUAAAGCCUUGAAGAACCAACAUCGACGCCUUACGGCACCUAUGCGUUACGAGCUCGCGGACGCCCAAACACUUAAAGUCUACCGCCACAAGCCCGACCAACAGACUACCAAAACCCGCAGUUUUGACGCUGUCUACCUGAGAGACCGCUGUCCCUGUCCGCAGUGCAUCAGCCCAUCUUCCGGCAACAAGUCCUUCUCCACUGCCGAGAUCCCCGAAACCCUCGAGUUUGAAAGCGUCACAGAACAACCCGAUGGCUCCGUCCACAUCACCUGGAAGAACGACGUUCCCCGUGCUGCCGCCGCCGGUCAUGUGUCUGUGUUCCCUGCCGAGGGGACACAAAGCAUGCACCGAAUCUUUAGCGAGCAGCCUCAAGCAUACGCUCCUCUUAAGACCCCGUUCGAUAGAAAUCCCAUUCGUCGCGUCCUCUGGAACAACGAGACGCUGGCUCCGCGCCUGCAGAAGAUCGACUACAAUGAUUUUAUCGCUGACCGUCGUGCCCUCCGGAACGGCGCCCGCGGACUCGCAGAGAUGGGCCUCCUAUUCCUUACCAACGUGCCUCAAACCGAGACCGCUGUCGCCGACAUUGCGCUGAGAUUUGGCGCCGUAAAGGAGACGUUCUACGGCCGCACGUGGGACGUCAUUUCCAAGCCUGAUGCCGAGAACGUUGCGUAUACGUCUUCAUACCUGGGUCUGCACUCAGACAUGCUCUACCUGGAAUCACCUCCCCGUAUUCAACUCCUCCAUUGCCUAGAGAACUCGUGUUCCGGCGGCGAGUCCAUCUUCAGCGACGCCUUCCAGGCUGCCAAAACACUCGAGAACCUGGAUAAAAACAUGUUCAAUGUGCUCAACAAGGUCAAGGUCCCUUACCACUACAGCAAGAACGGCUUUUACUACCGUCAACAACGUCCCGUUUUUGACUUCCUGGGCAAAAGUGCAGCCUCCGCCGAGGUCUGGUGGUCGCCGCCGUUCCAGGCCCCGUUCCAUAACCCCAACAUCACGACCGAUUCCAAGGUCUGGCGCAGUUGGCACAAGGCCGCCAGGAAGUUCCAGGAGAUCUUGGAACAAGGCGACAACAUGUUCCAGUACAAGCUUCAGCCUGGAGAGUGCGUGCUCUUUGAUAACCGGCGUGUGCUUCAUGGGCGCCGCGCCUUUGACACGGGAAGCGGUCGUCGCUGGCUCAAGGGCACGUACGUUGCCGAUGAGGACUUCGUCAGUACGCUGAACAGCCUGCGCAAUGACAAGAGCCGUCAAAGGUGA